AUGGUCGUACACUUCCUUACCUAUGGUCAGAUAAUGCCAGUCAAUGGCCAAACACGUCCCAGAUAUUGCUCGUACACAGCAUACACACUAGCCGGACGGCAGUCAGACACUGGCCGGAUACAAGAAGUACACUACCCGCCCCUGCGUGCGAGCUCUCCCUCCCGAGCCCCGCAGCGCGCCGUGCCUUUGCUCCCCUCGCGUGCCUCCCCGCCCGCGUCGGCCGCCGCUGCGGUGGCCGGCUUCCGCUCCCGCCGCGGCCGCAUCCCGCUCGUCCGGCUCUCCGCCACCGCCGGGUCCGCACCCGCAGCUCCCACGCCGGCUGGUCGGCUGGCCGGCUCCGGCCGCCUGCAGGCCCGGACGCCUCUACCGCGCGCCUCGCGCCUCCGCCUCCGGCCAGGCACUGCUCGGGGUUGGCUCCCGUUCCGCACGCCUCGCUCCGCACCUGAGCGCCCGAGUGCGCCGGCUCUGCACCGCUCCGGCCACCUCUCCUCCAACGGCACCACGGCGCCGGCCCCGUCGCCCUCCGCCUGCUCUGUCCCGCGGCCGCGCAUCCCGCCGCCUCGCUCCUCCACGGCUCCGACGAGCUGGCCGGCUUUGCCGAGCUCGCGCCCGGCUCUCCCCUUCGCGCCCCCGCGCCUCUCAGGCGCUGCGCCGCGCCUCCGUCCGGCCGCCCCGCGCGCGUCCACGACCCGGACCGUGCUCGUGGCCGGCUCCCCGCCCGGGCCGGCUGCUGGCUCCGACCGGUCGCCUACCGCCCGCGCCGGCUCCGGCUCCGACCCGGCCGGCUCCCGAGCACCGCCACUCCCGUGCUGGCCACUGCUCCGCCCCUGCCAGGCCGCCUCGCCCGCCCGCCGGCUCCCGCGGGCCGGCUUCGCCUUGCCACGGCCGCCUUGCCCCGCUAGCCGGCGUCCGUCCCGCUGCACCGACCCCGCGCCCCGGCAUCUCCGCCUUCGCCCGUGCCUGGCCGCCUCCCGCCGCGCCUGCCGGCCUCCGCUCCGCUCGGCCUCGCCUGCGCGCCAGGCUCCUCCCGUCCGGUGGCCGGCUUCCCGUGCCUCGCCGCUCCGGCUGGGUGCUCCGCGCCCGUAG
Messenger RNA from Aegilops tauschii subsp. strangulata, 1086 nucleotides. The record is from RefSeq and is a predicted model, not a curated record. NCBI's taxonomy places the organism in Eukaryota, Viridiplantae, Streptophyta, Magnoliopsida, Poales, Poaceae.